Parastagonospora nodorum SN15 is the source of this 213-nucleotide messenger RNA. RefSeq lists its product as hypothetical. NCBI's taxonomy places the organism in Eukaryota, Fungi, Ascomycota, Dothideomycetes, Pleosporales, Phaeosphaeriaceae. The transcript is spliced from 2 exons. Bases 1 to 213 code for a protein of 70 amino acids. The record is from RefSeq and is a predicted model, not a curated record.
AUGACGGCAGGCUCCGCAGGAAAUUAUGCCGUCGCUCUAGCUUCUUUUCUCGUCUGGGUCACUCUGGUACGUUUUAACGACAUGCACCAGCCAGCCUCUAGUCAUUUCACGGAAAACGCGUUCACGAUCGACACGCGCAAAGCGCUGCACGCCAUUCGCCGCGAUCCAACAACUAUCGACCAGCAUUCACUGCGCGAAGGCGCCCUUGGGUGA